Molecule: messenger RNA, 1319 nt
Organism: Panicum hallii
Lineage: Eukaryota; Viridiplantae; Streptophyta; Magnoliopsida; Poales; Poaceae
Product: vesicle-associated protein 1-3-like
Exons: 8
Coding region: 302-1024 (240 amino acids)
Biological process (GO): endoplasmic reticulum membrane organization
Cellular component (GO): endoplasmic reticulum membrane; plasma membrane
Source: RefSeq, a predicted model, not a curated record
GAUCCCAUUUCUAAACGCAUUUCUCUUGCAACCUUUUUAUGCCCCGGACAGCAGCGAUACAGGACUGGGCGACCGAAAUUUCCCAUCUUUUCCUCGUUUUUGGGGGAUUUCAUUUCCGCUCCUCGUUCCCAUCGAUCAGCGGCCGCCUUUGCUAUUAGCUUCCCCCAUUUGAUUCCGUGGGAAGCAAAGACACCUUUUUUAGGGUCGGAUUUGUGGCCGAGCUCUUGAUUUGCUCGGUUUGUUCCUGUUUCUGAGAGAGGAGGAGGGAUCCUUGGAUCAGGGAUCGAGCAAGGAAGCAGCCAUGAGCGGCGGGAGCGGGAGUUUCCUCGAGAUCCAGCCCUCGGAGCUCGCAUUCCCCUUUGAAUUAAUGAAGCAGAGCUCAUGCUCCAUGCAACUCACCAAUAAGACUGACCAUUAUGUUGCGUUCAAGGUCAAAACAACCAACCCAAAGCAGUACUGUGUGCGCCCUAAUAUUGGUGUUGUAUUACCUGGGUCAACUUGUGAUGUUACAGUGACAAUGCAAGCGCAGAAGGAAUCACCUCCAGACAUGCAGUGCAAGGACAAGUUCCUAGUUCAAAGUGUUGCAGCUGAGAAUGGUGCAACAACUCAAGACAUUAAUGCGGCAAUGUUCAAUAAGGAGCCAGGGAAAGUUGUCGAUGAAUUCAAGCUGCGUGUGGUCUAUGUGCCAACAACUUCGCCCAGUCCAAUCCCUGAAGAUUCUGAACUAGGGAGUUCUGCUCACUCGUUUGCACAAGAAAAUGGGAUAAGUCAUCCCGCGUUGCCACAAACUGUAUCUAGAUCAUCCGCUGAAACAACAAAGGAGAAGUCCUCUGAGGCAACUUCUGUGAUCUCCAAGUUAACUGAGGAGAAAAUGUCCGCUAUUCAGCAAAACCAGAAGUUGCGGCAAGAGCUGGAGCUUCUACGGAAAGAGAGCAGCAAGAACGGCGGCGGUUUCUCCAUCACCUUCUUGGUCAUCGUGGGCCUUCUGGGCAUCAUCGUCGGCUACAUCCUCAAGAGGACAUAGUAGGAUCCAGUCUCCAGCAGAGCUAUACUCCCAUGAGAGGAUACCCACACGCGGCAUGCAUAUGCAUACCGCCCCUUGUGUUUUCGCUCUUAAACGGAGCGCCUGUUCUAACGUGUAACAACAGCCCUCCUAGAAGCUUUGGUUGUGUACAUUAUGGUGGUUCAUACUUUUUCUUCUGGGAUUUUUUGGAUUUGUUAGACUUGUUUUAAGCCUAACUGCCGCGACUUUGUCACGUUUACCAUAACCUUUAUUCUUUCUGAUGAUCUCAUAAUUACUGGGAUGCUUCCUAUCCAUU